GCGCCGGUCCACAACACAUCCGAACAUCAUAAUCCACCACGCGAUUUGAAUUACCAUCAUGACUUCUUUAAACUGGCCCGCGUUCUCGAGGUGCAAACUUCCAACCCCUCGACGAACAAUUAUCAUGCCCCAGAAGACCAAGCAUAGAUGGCGCAGGCUACGUUAGCAGCUAGGAUCACAAAUUGUGAGUUCGCUUCGCUCUCGCGGUUUCAUUCUUUUGUCUCUCCAGAUCCGACUGGAACUGGAACUAGACACUGUGAACGCGAGCGACACGGAUGGAGCCAACAAUGUCUCGGGGUCCAUAUCUCCCGGAGAAGACCGUACCUGUUCAAAUCGAUGGUCAACCCUCUGAAAGCCUUGAUGUAACCAUCAUCAAGGCGUUUGAGCCUUUCACUCUUUCGUGCGCUCUAUUCGUUCGACUCAACUGGCAUACGUUGCGAGGGGAGUAUGUCCUAAAAUUAUUCGAUCGACGCUAUGCUACACAACUCCGACGAGACAAUCAAGCCAGCGCUUGGACUGUCGAUAUCGAAGUAGCAUAUCGCGCCCUUGUGGAAAGCACCGACAUGGCUUCCCUUUUCGCGCUGUACGCUCAAAAAGAGACCGACGACGAAUGGACCCCAAAGGCGGAGGCGGGUUGGGAUUCGGCGCAUCGCGAAGCCUAUCUUCAAUUCUGCUGCCGAAAACAUUUCUCGACGGAAACCCUGGUGUACGAUCAGCUCCGCGACCUUCAAGGCGAAUGUAUUCCCCAUCUUGCAGCCCGAAUCCUGCUCAGAUCCCCAUCAAGCUCCGGUCCAAGCAAUGAAUAUUUCGACUGCCCAGGUAUUUUGUUGGAGUACGUCCAAGGCUUCAGCCUAAACGAUCUCGACAAGUUCGCACCCAAAGCUGCCUGGCAACAAAUAUGCGACGAGGCGAUUCGGAUUAUCAACCUGAUUGGCGGGAGAGGUAUCCGCAAUGAAGAUGUCAAGACGAGGAGCUUUAUCGUACGUCAUCAUCCAUCGACGAAUCAUCAGCAGACGAGCCGGCCAAACGUUGUCAUGAUAGACUUUGGGUCAUCCGUUUUACGAACAAAGGAUCAAGAUGAUCGCGAUUGGAGAGAAUGGAAGGCGAUGCAAGACGAAGAAGGUGCAAUUGGCAUGGUCAUGGAGAGGAAGCUCAAUGUAGGCUUCACCUAUGUACGCACUGCGGAGUCUGAGCGAUUGAUGGACGAAUUCAUGAGCGAAUAGCAAAUGUUGCAAAAAUAGCCAACGAGUGAGAAGGUCGAAGCUGCCCUGCGGGCCACUUUCGAUGUAUCGCCGGUAGCGACGGAGGUCCUCGCUGGCUUUCGCUUCCAGAUGUGUUCUUUGGAGGCCCAAGGCUGAAAUCACUGAGGCAGAUGUAGACCAAGGUCCAAGACGCGUCUUUGCACCGCCCACAUUUCCUCAGCGGGUUGCUGGGGGCUAGGUCAGGGGUGGUAAAUCAGGGUAGAGGAUUUUAGUAAGUGAACUUGGCCGCAGAAAACCGUCAUGAAAGCACCUAAAAGGGGAGGCCGAAUUGCCAUUUGAAAGAGAUAACUGGUGUUCUAUCAAGAAAGUGACGCUUCCAAAUCGGGCAUCUGCAGCAUUUGACGGCCCCUCGACCUCAUCCCUCUUCUGUCCAUUCAUACACUCGUUUCCUCCCAACCCUCCUCCACACACUUUCUCUAUGUCUGGGUCAAGAACCAGGUGCUCAGUCUACGCGCAAAGACUGGUAGUUCAUGCCAGAAUGGCUUUGCUUGAACCAAGGACUAUGGAAAUUGGUGGCCUAGUCUUCUAAAUAAUCAAUACCUGAUACAGUCUCUGCUGGUUCCCCGUGAUGAAAUUCUGAAAGGACAAUCAGCAAGGCCAACACGGCUGAGGGCCGGGCUCACAAAAUGAGUGAUUUAAUCAACUAUGAAAUAUCAACCGUGCAAGGCAAUGAUCAACAUGAGUGUCAAAGGAUGAUAACAGUGGAAGCGGUGGUAAGCGAGUCUGGGAGCCGGGCGGCACGAAGACAGUAUUGCCGGCACGGGUUUAAGGAGUUAAGCUAUGGAAGAUUGUGGUCCGAAACUGGCAUUACUCAGUCCUUGAUACCGUAAACAGAUUUGAGGGGUUGGCGUGGCACAGUAGAGUUUCUUUAGCGAAUGGGAAUCUUCCAGCCCAUCUUCCUCUAAAUGUCUAAUGUUAAAUCAGAACGUGUCUUGCUUUUAUACAGGUUGUGUAUUCGAAUUCGCUAC
Molecule: messenger RNA, 2230 nt
Organism: Cadophora gregata
Lineage: Eukaryota; Fungi; Ascomycota; Leotiomycetes; Helotiales; Ploettnerulaceae
Exons: 2
Coding region: 276-1223 (315 amino acids)
Source: RefSeq, a predicted model, not a curated record